This is a messenger RNA of Mycena indigotica, 501 nucleotides long. RefSeq lists its product as uncharacterized. The transcript has 3 exons. Lineage: Eukaryota; Fungi; Basidiomycota; Agaricomycetes; Agaricales; Mycenaceae. The coding region runs from base 1 to 501 and encodes 166 amino acids. The record is from RefSeq and is a predicted model, not a curated record.
AUGAUCCCGCCAGCCUCAAACUCGUCAAGUCUUCUACUGAACGUGACCGGUGCUCUUCCUCGUGCGCCAUUUCAGCGCACGAACUCGGACAGCUCACCUCACCCGAUGUCGGCAAACGGAGCAAUCGUGACUCGCGCGGCUGCCGCGUGGCUGACCUUACCAUUACCACCACUCAACACAAUCGUUACGGGCCUUCAAAAAAGGCGGCAACUGGGAACGACAAACCGAUGGGAUGGGGUAGCGGACGGAUAUGGGUAUGAUGGGGUGGAGGUGGGAGGUGGUUACAAGGAGAGGUUGGAGCGGGAGAGGUGGACACGAGAGGUGAAUACCAGACGCGGCACACUAUCGCUGCCACUCCACUCUCAACGACCCAAGCCACUACAUUGGACGCACGGCUCAACUCCCACAGCCCCAUCCACAUACUUGAUGCACUCGUCUUUGGUUGGUCAUCGACCUACUAUUCCUGUCCGCACCACACUUGCAGAUUUGCAAGUGUGGUGA